CCAGUCAACAAUUCACUUUCCGCGAGUACGGGGUAAAUGAGACGGGACACUUUGCUUCCAAUGAUCUGAACUGACCGUCUAUUUAUCGACGAAAGGAAAGGCAAGAAUCAUCGCUGAAAACUAAACUUUUCUUCAGGACGACAUCUACUUUUAUAUUUUAAUGAUGUACAACAACUUUGCUCCGGAGUGUGACUCGUCUUCAAGGUGCAGCACAGCUUCUCCAGCCGGUGACAACCUUACAUACUAUCCAUCUCCGGCAGACUCCUAUUCAAGCAUCGGCUCUCCUAUUAAUCAAACUCAGGACUUCACUGACCUCUCGGUCGCAAGCGCUUCUUUCAUCCCAACUGUCACGGCUGUCUCCACAACUCCGGACUUGCAGUGGAUGGUCCAGCCAACUACCCUUAUCUCCUCCGUGGCUCCAUCACAGACACGAAUGCAUCCAUACGCUACCCAAGAUUCGAGCUCAGCCUAUCCUAGAAUUGGGAUGGUUAGGAGCAGUGGACCCAAGCUGCAUUCUGGCAGGAGGGGCAAAAUUGAACAGCUUUCUCCUGAGGAGGAAGAGAAAAAGAAAGUCCGGAGAGAGAGGAAUAAGAUGGCUGCUGCAAAAUGCCGCAACAGACGGAGAGAAUUGACUGACACACUGCAAGCUGUAAGUAAAACAUCUCGAAGAUGCUUUUAUUUGAGAAAGGUCUGUGUGUACUCUGACUCUUCAAUAACUAGUGUUUAUUCUGCUACACAGGAAACUGAUGUUUUGGAGGAUGAGAAAUCCAUACUGCAAUCUGAAAUUGCCAACCUAAUGAAAGAGAAGGAUCGACUGGAGUUUAUCCUAGCCGCUCACAGGCCUGCCUGCAAGAUCCCAUCUGACCUGGACGUGGGCUUUCCCGAGACUUCAGUCUCCCCUGUACACAGCUUCUGUGACAACCUAAAUUCCAUCACCAGAAAUGCCAUUUUGACAAGCCAGCCGAAGGAGUCUGUAGUCUCUUCCAAAUCUUCCACAUUCCUUCCUGGCUCUGAAGCUGAGGUUAGUGGUUCAACAGUCAAGAUGUCUGACCUGGACAGCUCACUGGAGGAGUCUCUAGAACUGCUGGAAUCGCUGAAGAGGACUGCAGAAGAGACCGUCCGAUCUGUGCCAGAUAUGGACCUUUGCAACUCCUUCUAUGCACCAGACUGGGAACCUCUGUACACAUCAGCCACACCUGACUUUGAGCCUCUGUGCACCCCAGUAGUGACCUGCACCCCUGCCUGCACAACAUACACAUCUUCCUUUGUGUUCACCUACCCUGAGGCAGAAGCCACUCCCAACUGUGGUGUGGCCCACAGGAGGGGAAGCAGCAGCAAUGAUCAAUCUUCAGACUCUCUUAAUUCCCCCACUCUUCUUGCCCUAUGAGGGUAACUCUACAAACUCUCUUUAGACAAACAUUUUAGCGUAUGAGCACACCAAUAUCAGGGUAGUGGCAUGGACUUUCUGACAGGACACUCAUCAACCAUACACGCCUCAAGUGUAGCAAAAAGCAUGCUAAAACCUACUACUGCUGUCUAAAGCAUGUGACAUCAUGCAUUGUAGAAGUAUCACAUUUAAUGGUUUUCAACUUAUUGGUGCUAGCUAGAUAUAUUUAAUCUACUACUUAAAUUGACUAAUGUGCUUACUGCAAUAGUGAUAAUCUAAUGAGAUUAGUCUCUGAUUGAAGUAACUAUUGUGAACUCGCAUUCAUAAAUGGUGUACUUUGUCUAACCAUGGUCUAUAAGUGGUCUUAAUUGGAGUAUGGGAUAAGUUUUCUGUGAAAACGUUUGCUGUGUUUACAUGUAACUGUUCUGACAUUUAUAUUUUUAUUUUUCUAGAGUUUUGAAAUGCUUGUCUUAAGCAAAAUGUUUGUCAGGUAUAAGAAAUAAAUAAGUCUGAAAAACA
Molecule: messenger RNA, 1906 nt
Organism: Paramormyrops kingsleyae
Lineage: Eukaryota; Metazoa; Chordata; Actinopteri; Osteoglossiformes; Mormyridae
Product: protein c-Fos-like
Biological process (GO): regulation of transcription by RNA polymerase II
Cellular component (GO): nucleus
Molecular function (GO): RNA polymerase II cis-regulatory region sequence-specific DNA binding; DNA-binding transcription factor activity, RNA polymerase II-specific
Source: RefSeq, a predicted model, not a curated record